UCGAAAUUGGUGACAUUUUUGCACGUGUUUGCUCUGAAAUUUAUUUACUGCUUAUUGUCAUAUAAUUCUUGAAAUUAUGGUCCAAAUCUCUAAAAAACGUGUUCGUAGAAACACAACUGUUUUAGAUAGUGGCUUAAAUUUGGUUAUAACUGCAUUACCGCCUAGUAAUGCAGUAUCAACUACUAGCUCUCAAAAUGGUUUGAGUGCAGAUCUCACUCCUGUGAUACAGGUGAAAGAUGUUCUGUUAGAGAACUCUGAGUUCUGUAAACUAAACCUCCUUUUGAAAGAUAUGCAGAGGCAAGUAAGUGAAAUUCAGAAAAAAUUAGAUCAGUUUGAUAGUAUGUCACUGCCAAUCUCAAAUACCACGGAGAGCCGGUCUGAUAUUGGCCAGGUUAAGUGUCUACUGGAUGUAACUCAAAAUAAGCUUUUGAAUUUAGACCCGAUAGCCUGUCUUUUAGAAAGGAAUCCUAAAAUAUCUCCAGACAACCUAAAUAAAGCUGAAAAUCUGAUUGACUGCUUGGCUACGGAGGUGAUGAAGCGUAUAACCUCUUCUCACCAAGCCAUAGUUUACAACGUCCCAGAUUCUCUGCCCCUGAAAACUUUAAGACACAAAAUCCUGAUUUGUUGCGGCAUGGCUAGUGUUCCAUGUGAAUGCAAACGACUUCGUAAAAAGUCUAACCAGGCUAAUUGCCCAAUCAUUUUUAAAUUCAGUAAUUCCCUUGAUGCUAGUAAGUUUACUAAAUGUCAGGAUCACUUAAGACUGAAUAGCAGUUAUAAGUCUAUAACCGUAGCUCAGGAUAAAACACCGUGUCAGCGCAGAAUAAUGCGUAGUAAUAACCUGGUCACCUCCUCUAGCUUUGAUUUACCAAAUAAGGAUCGUGCACAGCAACAGACACCUAGUGCUGAAACUAGCAUUCAGCAAACUACACAACAACCACACCUGCCGAUGGA
Messenger RNA from Trichobilharzia regenti, 951 nucleotides. Lineage: Eukaryota; Metazoa; Platyhelminthes; Trematoda; Strigeidida; Schistosomatidae. The record is from the annotation of a GenBank genome assembly.